Molecule: messenger RNA, 1440 nt
Organism: Aspergillus steynii IBT 23096
Lineage: Eukaryota; Fungi; Ascomycota; Eurotiomycetes; Eurotiales; Aspergillaceae
Product: putative aspartate aminotransferase
Exons: 6
Coding region: 1-1290 (429 amino acids)
Biological process (GO): L-aspartate catabolic process; biosynthetic process
Cellular component (GO): mitochondrion
Molecular function (GO): L-aspartate:2-oxoglutarate transaminase activity; pyridoxal phosphate binding
Source: RefSeq, a predicted model, not a curated record
AUGCUCUCCACCCUCCGAGUCGCCGGCCGCAAGGCUGCUUCGCGUGACGCUAGCAUGCGCACCGUCGUCGUUGGCGCCAGAAAUGCCUCGGCCUGGUCCAAUGUGCCUCAGGGCCCUCCGGAUGCCAUUCUGGGUAUCACCGAGGCCUUCAAGGCCGACUCCUUCAAGGAGAAGAUCAACCUGGGUGUUGGUGCCUACCGUGACGACAAGGGCAAGCCCUACGUCCUCCCCUCCGUCCGUGCCGCCGAGGACAAGGUGGUCGCUUCGCGUCUCGACAAGGAAUACGCCGGCAUCACCGGUAUCCCUACCUUCACCAGCGCCGCCGCCGAGCUGGCGUACGGCAAGGACUCCGAGGUCCUCAAGGACAACCGUCUCGUCAUCACCCAGACCAUCUCCGGUACCGGCGCCCUGAGAAUCGGCGGUGCUUUCCUGAAGCGCUUCUACCCUCACGCGAAGAAGGUCUACCUGCCCACCCCCAGCUGGGCCAACCACAACGCCGUCUUCAAGGACGCCGGUCUGGAGGUCGAGAAGUACCGCUACUACAACAAGGACACCAUCGGCCUGGACUUCGAGGGCCUGCUGGCCGACAUCAAGGCCGCCCCCGAGAACAGCAUCAUCCUGCUGCACGCCUGCGCCCACAACCCCACCGGUGUUGAUCCCACCCAGGACCAAUGGCGCCAGAUCAGCGACGUCAUGAAGCAGAAGGGCCACUUCGCCUUCUUCGACAUGGCCUACCAGGGCUUUGCCAGCGGUAACGCCGACCAGGAUGCCUUUGCUCCCCGUCACUUUGUCAAGGAGGGCCACAACAUUGCUCUGUGCCAGAGUUUCGCCAAGAACAUGGGUCUCUACGGAGAGCGUGUCGGUGCUUUCUCGCUCGUCUGCGAGAACGCCGAGGAGAAGAAGCGCGUGGAGUCGCAGAUCAAGAUUCUCAUCCGUCCCUUCUACUCCAACCCUCCCAUCCACGGUGCCCGUGUCGCCUCGACCAUCAUGAACGACGCCGAGCUGAACAAGCAGUGGCUGGGUGAGGUCAAGGGCAUGGCCGACCGCAUCAUCGAGAUGCGCGCUCUGCUCCGCAAGAACCUGGAGCAGCUGGGCAGCAAGCACGACUGGUCGCACAUCACCAGCCAGAUCGGCAUGUUCGCCUUCACUGGUCUGAAGCCCGAGCAGAUGGAGGCUCUCGCCAAGGAGCACUCCGUCUACGCCACCAAGGACGGCCGUAUCUCCGUUGCUGGUAUCACCUCCGGCAACGUCCAGAGACUGGCCGAGUCCAUCUUCAAGGUUACUGGUUAAAAGUUGGAAAAGUCGUUCCUAUGAUAAAUAGAUCUACCGGGUCUUAGGGCCCGAUGUACUGAUAUCCGAUGUCUGUUACAUUAGCAAUUUUGAGUUUAUAUUAUGAAUCUCUUUAUCAGUUAGAAUAUAGGAUAUGUUUGAUGGCAUUUG